Molecule: messenger RNA, 2852 nt
Organism: Rhea pennata
Lineage: Eukaryota; Metazoa; Chordata; Aves; Rheiformes; Rheidae
Gene: RO60
Product: Ro60, Y RNA binding protein
Exons: 9
Coding region: 164-1780 (538 amino acids)
Cellular component (GO): ribonucleoprotein complex
Molecular function (GO): RNA binding
Source: RefSeq, a predicted model, not a curated record
UGGGAGCACUGAUGGUAAUUUAUUCUAUAGUUUUGGAGGCAGACAGCACAUCACUUCAGAUGGGGAAGAAUGGAACAUGGCCAUUCUUGCCUGUUGCAGAGAGAGGAAAAUUUUCUUUCAUAUAGAAAGUGGGGAAGCUGUUGAUUUCUUAGACGUGUGAACAAUGGAGGAAGAGGCAAAUCAAAUGCACUCCCUGAAUACAAAGGACAUGCCAAACUCUGAAAGCGGCUGUGUGUGGCAUGUCACGGAUAUGAAUCGACUCCAUCGUUUCUUGUGUUUUGGUUCAGAAGGUGGUACUUACCACGUCAAGGAGCAGAAGCUGGGCUUUGAAAAUGCAGAAGCUUUAUUAAGACUGAUUGAAGAGGGCAAAGGUUGUGAUGUUGUUCAAGAAAUAAAGACCUUCAGUCAAGAAGGAAGAGCAGCAAAACAGGAGCCCCUGCUUUUUGCUCUUGCAAUUUGCUCACAGUGUUCUGAUGCGAAAACUAAACAAGCAGCAUUUAAAGCUGUUCCUGAAGUGUGCAACAUAACAACUCAUCUCUUUACUUUUAUCCAAUUUAAAAAAGAUCUGAAAGAGGGCAUGAGGUGUGGCAUUUGGGGCCGGGCACUGAGAAAAGCUGUUGCAGACUGGUACAAUGAAAAGAAUGGCAUGGCUGUUGCUCUAGCAGUUACAAAAUAUAAACAAAGAAGUGGUUGGUCUCAUAAAGAUCUUCUGAGGUUGUCCCACCUGAAACCUGCCAGUGAAGGAAUUGCUAUAGUGACUAAAUACAUCACCAAAGGGUGGAAAGAUGUCCAAGAGACAUAUAAAGACAAAGCAGUUUCUGCAGAGACUGAAAAACUUCUGAAGUAUCUGGAGGCUGUGGAGAAAGUGAAGCGCACAAAAGAUGAAUUGGAAGUUACUCAUUUGAUAGAAGAAUAUGGUUUAGUUAGAGAGCAUCUUCUGACAAAUCAUCUGAAAUCAAAAGAAGUAUGGAAGGCAUUGCUGAAGGAAAUGUCAAUUUCUGUAGUGUUGAGAAAUUUAGGAAAGAUGACAGCGAAUUCAGUGCUUGAACCAGGAGGUUCAGAAGUAGCAAUAGUGUGUGAAAGGCUGGGAAAUGAGAAACUACUAAAAAAGGGUAGAAUACAUCCAUUUCAUAUUUUGGUUGCAUUAGAAACCUAUAAAGCUGGACAUGGAAGUAGAGGGAAGCUUUGGUGGCGUCCUGAUGAAGACAUUUUAGCAGCCUUAGAUGCCUCGUUUUACAAAACUUUCAAGACAGUUGAACCAACAGGAAAACGCUUCUUACUUGCAGUUGAUGUCAGUGCAUCAAUGACACAAAAAGUUCUGGGCAGCGCUGUCAAUGCUAAUACAGUUGCUGCAGCAAUGUGUAUGGUUGUGGCACGUACUGAGAAGGAUUCCCAUAUUGUUGCCUUUUCGCAUGAAAUGGUCCCCUGCACAGUGACAGCUGAUAUGACGUUACCUCAAGUAUUAGUGAAAAUGUAUGAAAUUCCAAUGGGUACCACUGAUUGUUCCCUCCCCAUGAUAUGGGCUCAAAAGACACAGACAGCUGCUGAUGUCUUCAUUAUAUUUACUGAUAAUGAGACAUUUGCUGGAAAUAUUCAUCCUGCAGCGGCUCUUAGGGAGUACAGGGAGAAAAUGGGUAUUCCUGCUAAAUUGAUUGUUUGUGGAAUGACAUCAAAUGGUUUCACUAUCGCAGAUCCAGAUGACAGAGGCAUGUUGGAUAUAUGUGGCUUUGAUACAGGAGCUUUGGAUGUUAUUCGAAACUUUGCUUUGGAUUUGAUUUAAUUUCCUAGGCAUCUGCUCUUCCCAGUGGGUCCAUUGCUGGCAACAGACUUCACCCUGGGAACUCCCAGCCAAAUAUGCUUUAUUAGAAUAUAGCACAGUAUAUACAUAUCAGAAUGUUACCUUUUUGUAAAGGGAAAACAAGAAAAGCAGAUGAGAAAUCAUUUCUUCUUUUCCUGUUGCACAUAGUUUAAAAUAACAGUGGGAAGCUUGCUAGAAGUAGCAACAGGGUUACACAAUAUAUAAUUUAAUUUCAUUUAUAAUAGCUUAUAAUUAAAAUGAGUUUGGGUUUCUUUUUUUUUUUUUUUUUUUUUUUUCUUCCUGUCACUUUGGGAUGCUUGUUUGCAAGAAUAAAUUGAUGAGUUACUCCAGGGAUGGGGCAGGAAAGAAAGCUGAUUUAGUCUUUUAAUAAUGUCCGUUUAAUUACAACUCAGUUGAGAGGGAUUUUUCUUUGGGCUUUUCUUUAAUCUUUGUAUUUUAAACAAGUUGCUAAGAUUCAGCAGUUUUCAUUGUUGUACUUUGAAUCUAAAACAAGAAAUAUUUUCUGGCACAUGAGAGACCAUGUAACUGUGAUGCAGUAUAAAAGUUACUUGGUGAACUUUUAUACUGAUAACACUGAAAGUAGAACAACUCGUGCUAAUCCUUUCUAUUAGGAAGAUUAUUAUCUGAAUUUUCAGGAAUAAAAUUUAAUUCUUUUUUUAUAAACUGAGGAAUAGGUUCUAUACAAUGUAGUUUCAGAAGUGCUGUUAUAGAAUUGAUGUGCUUUGCAGGAAGUUUUACAAACUUUUUAGUAGAGAAAGAGCUUUGAAAUGGCUAGAAAGCCACGUUCAGUCCAUAUUUCAACUUCAGGUGGCAUCAGUAUGCUUUCAGUGAGGAAGAUCAACAAGUGCAUGUGUCUUAGCCUACUCUUUAAAGUUAAGGGUAACAACCAGAAACAGAUCGGUUUCAUUCUUCGAAAGAAUAAUGUAUUUAACGAUACAGAAAAAAUCUUAACGAGAGUAUUUCAUUUUUUAUCUCUUUAUAGAUUAAUGCUACUUACUUCUGAUUUCUUAAUUUAAUUCAAUCUAAUAUUUUU